UUGACCCCUCACAUCAAAGCAUUUUCAGAAAGUUUGAUUUGAAACGAUUGAAGUUUGAAAUUGAAUUUAAAAAAAGAUACUAUUUUAUAGUUAACUAGUAUUCAAUUAAUAAGUUCCUAAUAAGUGCGAAACCACACCUGUCUUAACGUAGGACGUUGAGUUCUUUAAUUUUAAUAAAAUGGGUGAUGAGGAUGUAAUACGAAGAAGGCUUCUGAUAGACGGUGACGGAACAGGAGACGAUCGUCGUCUUAAUGUUUUGUUAAAAACAUUAAUAAAAUGGUGUAACAGUUCAGAUGAAAAAUCUGAAGAGAGUAAAUCAACACAAUAUGAUAGAAUGUUAGCUCAACUUGCUCAAUGUGAAUUCGCUGUAACUAAAUCUCAACUCGGCUCUGAAAUGAUGGCCGCAGAACUGCAGAGCUACGAAUCGUUAUCUAAAAUUCUAGAAAACGGCAUAGAAAUAGCGAAAGACAAUAUAGAAAAGAGCAAAGCUGAUUUAGCUCAAGCAAAAACGGUGCGGAAGAAUCGUAUAGAGUAUGAUGUAUUAGCGAAAGUGAUAAGUGAACAGCCUGAUAGGAAGGAAACUUUAGAACGUCUCGGUACACUGAAAACGGAAUUAAGUAGUCUUGAAACAACGAAACAACAGUUAGAGAGUCGAUUGUCAUUGAGGAAGAAACAAUUCCACGUGCUUGUGACGUCGAUACAUCAGUUGCAAGCAUUGUUAGACGAACCUGAUGAUUUGGAAUCUAUUUCCGACGAUGUCGAAAUGAAGGAUAUUGUCAAUUGAUUUAGCUAUUAAGAAAACUAUUUUUGAUAAUAAAUUUUUUUGAAUAUUGCAACUGU
Nymphalis io (European peacock) is the source of this 840-nucleotide messenger RNA. RefSeq names its product THO complex subunit 7 homolog (gene thoc7). Gene Ontology annotation, biological process: mRNA export from nucleus; mRNA processing. Lineage: Eukaryota; Metazoa; Arthropoda; Insecta; Lepidoptera; Nymphalidae. Gene Ontology annotation, cellular component: THO complex part of transcription export complex. The transcript has 3 exons. The record is from RefSeq and is a predicted model, not a curated record. Bases 179 to 784 code for a protein of 201 amino acids.